AAUGAAAGUCACUCUUGCUAUCUUGUUGUUAGUAAGCAUUGCUUCUGCAACAUCAACACAUGAUCAAAUUAUGGCCUUACUUUAAACAGGCACAAAAGCAAUGGAUGCCAUUGAUACAGUGUUUGGUUUAUUGAAUGAUCUUAUUCAAUCAAAUAAAGAUGCUUAAUUUGCUGCAGAUUAAAAGAAUGAAACAGAUGAAUGGGUUGGUGCACAGUAAUUUUAAAUUUUAAAUAUAGAACAAUUGAAUAAUUUACAAAGAUCAAAUCACUCAAUUAAAAGUUGUUCUAAUAAUCAAUUGAAAACAGAGUUCAAUUUGAAUAAGAUUUAUAAGACACUAAGAAUUAUCUUGCUUGGAAUGAAUAAAGAUAAGAUGAGAUUACAAGAAAAAUUGAUGUUCUUCUUGAUGAAUAAUGUCUUAGUAACUAAUUAUUUGUGAGAUCAAUAAAACAAAAUAGAGAAGCUCUUGAAGUUGUUAGAGUACUUAAGCAAGAUGUUGCUGGUUACAUUAUCAAUGGUGAUUCAUUUGAAUUAGUCCAAGAGAAAACCACAAGUGUUGCUGAAAAACUUAAAGCAUACAGCAAUCUUUUCAAUGAAUAAGAAAUUAAAACAUUCUUGAAUUUAGCUUAAACCUAAUAAGAAGAAGGAGUAAGUAGAGGAGCUACAUUAGCUGAAAGAGUCCUUGCAGUUCUUGAAUCACUUGAAACAAAUCNAAUUAUAUAUAUAAAUAUUUUGACAAUCAAAUUAUAUAGUUUUUUUUAUAUUAAAAUUAAUAAUAUUUUUCUAUAUAGGAUCGUUUAUAUAACUCUUAUGCUUAAAAACCAAUUGAAAAGGAGACAAUAUUUUUUAAUUGUAGUUUUUAUUAUAUGGAUUUUUUGUGAAUAUUAAUGAAAUUUUUAGAAUUGAAUAUAUCUUAAAAAAUGAUAAGAAUAAAGUUAAUAUGUUGAAAUAAAAGGAUUGGGAGAAGUGAAAUAGUAGAAAAAUAAUUAGAUAUUGAUAAAUUAUAGAUUAUAUAGUAUAGAUUAAAAGUCAAUUCAAAAAAGAUGAUCAUAUAGUUUACCCGUUUUUGAGAAUAAAAUAUAUUGAGA
Molecule: messenger RNA, 1085 nt
Organism: Paramecium primaurelia
Lineage: Eukaryota; Ciliophora; Oligohymenophorea; Peniculida; Parameciidae
Source: the annotation of a GenBank genome assembly